Rhipicephalus sanguineus (brown dog tick) is the source of this 858-nucleotide messenger RNA. RefSeq lists its product as uncharacterized. The transcript has a single exon. Gene Ontology annotation, molecular function: GTP binding; GTPase activity. Bases 1 to 582 code for a protein of 193 amino acids. NCBI's taxonomy places the organism in Eukaryota, Metazoa, Arthropoda, Arachnida, Ixodida, Ixodidae. The record is from RefSeq and is a predicted model, not a curated record. Gene Ontology annotation, cellular component: COPII vesicle coat; endoplasmic reticulum exit site. Gene Ontology annotation, biological process: intracellular protein transport; vesicle organization; endoplasmic reticulum to Golgi vesicle-mediated transport.
AUGUUCGUGCUGGACUGGCUGAGCGACGUUCUCUCCUAUCUGGGCAUCUGGCAGAAGGACGGCAAGAUCCUCUUCCUGGGCCUGGACAACGCGGGCAAGACGACGCUGCUGCACCGGCUGAGCGAGGACCGCAUGGCCCAGCACGUGCCCACGCUGCACCCAACUUCGCAGGAGCUUCGCGUGGGCAACGCCCGCUUCACCACCUUCGACCUGGGUGGGCACUCGCAGGCGCGCCGCGUCUGGCGCGACUACUUCCCCGCCGUGGACGCCGUCGUGUUCCUGGUGGACGCGCACGACCGCCCCCGGUUCGCCGAGUCGCGCGCCGAGCUGGACGCCCUGCUGGCAGACGAGCAGCUCGCCGGCUGUCCCGUGCUCGUGCUCGCCAACAAGAUCGACAAACCAGGGGCCGCGAGCGAGGACGAGGUGCUCAAAAUGUUCGGCCUCAACGGCCAGGUCACCGGCAAGGGCACCGUGCCCCGGGCCGAACUCGGGGAAGUCAGGCCGCUCGAGACGUUCAUGUGCAGCGUGCUCAGGAGGCAGGGAUACGGAGACGGCUUUCGAUGGCUUGCGCAGUACAUCUAGGUCGUGUACGAGCUGUGUGCAGUUGGGAUGGAGUGAGGAACCGAAGAAGACGGGACAUAGAAGAGUUACGGUUUGGGUUAUCAUUGAUGUUCCGUGUUUGAGAAAUGGAUUUGUGGCACAAAACGGAAAGAAGUGCGCAUUAGCGAGGUAUACACCGCAUUACACCACUCGUGAAGGAGGUGUAAUGCGGUGAACGCCAGCUGUGACCCAAACUGCAACCCAUCGUAUGUCCUGUCUUCUUCGGCUUCUUCCUCCUAAACUCAAACGAUGCGCCAA